This is a messenger RNA of Venturia canescens, 2520 nucleotides long. Its product is annotated as glyoxylate reductase/hydroxypyruvate reductase. Gene Ontology annotation, molecular function: hydroxypyruvate reductase [NAD(P)H] activity; NAD binding; hydroxypyruvate reductase (NADH) activity. Bases 50 to 1183 code for a protein of 377 amino acids. The record is from RefSeq and is a predicted model, not a curated record. NCBI's taxonomy places the organism in Eukaryota, Metazoa, Arthropoda, Insecta, Hymenoptera, Ichneumonidae. The transcript has 5 exons. Gene Ontology annotation, cellular component: cytosol.
CGGCUGGGCGAACUGCACGAACUGCGCACUAUGUCACGUGGUGGCGACAAUGUCCGCUGUGCAUAAGCUCUCAACACAGUCGAAUCGGUUUUUCGCAAUACUUCAACAUUGGCAACAACCUGUUUCAAGGUGCAACACUACUACAAGAAUCAUCAAUUUCAUCAACAAUCAUAAAACUUUGUCAGCGAGGGUUUUAAGUACCAUGUCGCGUCCAAAAGUUUUGGUUACUCGUGGGGACAUUCCCGAGGUUGGGUUGAAUAUUCUUCGAGAAAAAUGUGAUGUAGAUGUCUGGGACAGUUUGUCACCGAUACCUCAAACAGAGUUACUCAAGAGAAUAUCCGGAAUUGAUGGCCUGUACUGCUUAUUAACGGAUUCGAUAGACAAAGAAAUUAUUGAAGCUGCUGGAUCACAGCUCAAAGUUGUUAGUACAAUGUCCGUUGGAUAUGAUCAUCUCGACCUUCGUACCCUGAAAGAUCGGAAUAUUCGAGUUGGUUACACUCCUGGAGUACUAACAGAGACCACAUCCGAAUUAACAGUUGCUUUAUUGCUUGCCACUUCUCGAAGACUUCUGGAAGCUAAUAAAGCAAUGAGAGAGGGUCAGUGGAAAGCUUGGUCACCAUCUUUUAUGUGUGGUCCAGGGCUGGUUGGUGCAACCAUUGGGAUUGUUGGAUUAGGUGGCAUAGGGACAAGGAUAGCGCAAAUGCUUGCUGUUUUUCGUCCAGCCAAGAUCAUAUAUGCGACUAGAAGUGAGAAAAAUAAAGAAACCCUUGGAUUCAACGGCGAACGCGUUAGUUUUGAUGAACUGCUUGUCCAGAGUGAUUUCGUUAUAGUCACAACAGCCCUCACACCUGAAACUCGAGAAAUGUUUAACGCUGACGCUUUUCGAAAGAUGAAAAAAACGGCGGUCUUUAUCAAUGUUAGUCGAGGCCAAGUUGUUGAUCAGGAUGCGCUGAUCGAUGCUUUGAAAGAUGGUACCAUUCGAAGUGCAGGCUUGGAUGUCAUGACUCCUGAGCCCAUUCCGCUUGACAGUGAACUCCUCAAACUUGAUAAUUGUGUUGUAAUUCCGCAUCUCGGGAGUGCAACAAUCGAAACGCGGCAAGAGAUGGCGCGGAUGACAGCACUUAAUAUUAUGGCUGUCUUGAAUGGGGAACCAGAAAAAAUGCCUGCUGAACUCGAUUUUUGAAAAUGCCAUAUAAACAAUAGGGUGAUGCAAAAAAAAUCGAUAUUUCAUUUCUCGGAGCGUUACUAACGUAAAUUGUUAGUAUAUCAAAAAAAAGUAAUUUCCCCAAAAUUUUAGAUUAAAGAAAAAAAUUUUAGAUAGUGCUCAAGCUACUUUUCGAUAUUUUCCUGUUUUUUUUUCUCAAAAAUCGUAAAGCAAAAAAUGUAUUUUUUGAUCUCAUAGCAGAAAGUGUCAGAGCUCCAUGGAAUCAUAAUUCUAAUAAAAUUUUGUCACUCAAAAAAAUGUAAAGGCUACCUCGCAUAAUUUAUUUCUUUUUUUUCUGUAUAUUUAGCUAUAAAUCAAGAGAUUAAAAAAACGUGUGGCUAUAAAUGGCAAUUUUUGUUGUCCCUACAAAAGAAGCUUCGAAUGCACUUUGUAAAAACGUAGUUUUUCAAAAUUACACGUUAUAACAAAUAAUUUUGUCAUAAAAAUGAGUAAAAUAUUUUGACCAAGUUCUGUUAAAAAAAAAUGUAGACUAACGAAUACAAAAUUGCAAAUAUUCUUCACCAAACUUCCAAAAUCGGCCUCGUAAUGUUUGUGGAUACAAAAAUAUUAAAUUAACAAGACCGAAAUAGGCUUAUUGUAUAACAUUACUAUCCUGUACAAUAAACACAAAUAGUUUGAUUGUAAACAAACAGUUUGGAAUCAAAUUUUUGCGAUUUUGCAUUCAUUAUACUACAUUUAUUUUCCAUCAAAAUUCAGUCAAAAUAUUUUACUAAUUUUUAUAACUAACGGGAAAACUAAAAAAAUCCUAAAUUACGUCUUCUAUGGUGAAAUACCAGAUUUUGAAACGGAAAAUUUCAAUUCGACAAAAUUUUGAAAAACUACGUUUUUACAAAGUACAUUCGAAGCUUCUUUUGUAGGGACAACAAAAAUAGUUAUUUGUAGCCACAUUUUUAUUAAUCUCAUAAUUUAUAGAUAAAUAUACAAAAAAAAAAAUAAAUUUUGCGAGGUAAUCUUGAAAUUUUUUUCAGUGGCAAAAUUUUAUUAGAUUUAUGAUUCCACGGAGCACUAACACUUUCUGCUAUGAGAGCAAAAAUAAACAGGAAAAUAUCGAAAAGUAGCUUGAGCGCUAUCUAGAAUUUUCUUUAAAAAUUUAAAAUUUUAGAAAAAUUACUUUUUUUUGAUGUACUAACGAUUUCCGUUAGAGCUCCGAAAAAAAAUAUUGAUUUUUUUUCAUCAUCCUGUAUAAUGAACAAAUACAGCUAUGUGUGUAUAAAUUUGGAAAUUAAUACAUUCUAACCUAUGUACUUGAUGCAUGAUGAAACUGUACGUGUAUAUAAAAAAUUUAUUCUACUUUA